Messenger RNA from Megalobrama amblycephala (Wuchang bream), 2352 nucleotides. It is a transcript of the gene ednrab, whose product is annotated as endothelin receptor type Ab. The coding region runs from base 380 to 1684 and encodes 434 amino acids. Gene Ontology annotation, biological process: vasoconstriction; enteric nervous system development; G protein-coupled receptor signaling pathway. The transcript has 8 exons. The record is from RefSeq and is a predicted model, not a curated record. Gene Ontology annotation, molecular function: endothelin receptor activity. NCBI's taxonomy places the organism in Eukaryota, Metazoa, Chordata, Actinopteri, Cypriniformes, Xenocyprididae. Gene Ontology annotation, cellular component: membrane.
UGAACACUUAUCAGAAGUUUUUAUUUAAUCAGCUUCUGAAGGAAACUACAUAAAGUCCUGAUGACAACAUAGGGUGAUCUCUCUCUCUCUCUGUGUGUGUGUGUGUGUGUGUGUUAAAAUUGAAAUUAGAUCCAGUGCCAGGAAGGCCACAUCCCACAGAUAAGAGCGAGAGAGAGAGAGCGAGAGAGAGGAGGGUGUUCACAGAUAUCUCAUCUGCUCCUCACUCACACACUCGUCUGAACGAUCCUCCACUGCUCUUCUGGAUUUACUCGCUGAAGAUUCGGGACGUUUCUGGUCACAGCAGCUUCAGUCCGUGAGGAGAGAGAGACAGAGUUCAUCAGCGAGAUUCUGAAGAGACACUACGAGUCUUUGAUCUGCGAUGCGACCCCCCAAAAUCCAUCGGGUCACGCUGCUAAUGACGGCCGUAUCCUGCCUGCUGAUUGGGCGUGGAAGCUGUCAAUCAAACUCAUCCAAUAGCUUCCAGCUCUCCGAUGACCCGGCGGCCGUCCGUGUCACUCCGGGGUCAAACCGCGUGACCCCCGACCCCAGGGCGGCCCGUCUUGCGGGGAACGGGUCGGUGCGAGCGCGUCCGCUGCCGGCGUGUCUGAGGAGGACGUACAUCGAGGGUUUGUUCAAGUACGUCAACACGGUCCUGUCCUGCCUGAUCUUCGCGGUGGGGAUGGUGGGGAACGCCACGCUGCUGAGGAUCAUCUACCUCAACAAGACCAUGAGGAACGGGCCGAACGCUCUGAUCGCCAGCCUGGCGCUCGGUGACCUCAUCUACAUCGCCAUCGACAUCCCCAUCAACGUCUACAAGCUGCUGGCGAUGCGGUGGCCCUUCGACGACAGUGUGUUCGGUCUGUUUCUGUGUAAACUCAUGCCGUUCCUGCAGAAAGCCUCAGUCGGGAUCACAGUCCUCAAUCUGUGCGCGCUCAGUGUGGACAGGUAUCGUGCCGUAGCGUCGUGGAAUCGCGUUCAGGGCGUCGGGAUUCCCGCGUCCACGGCGGUAGAGAUCGUGUGUAUCUGGAUGUUGGCUGUGGUUUUGGCGGUUCCAGAGGCCAUCGGCUUCAAAAUGAUCAGUUUUGACUACAACAACGUCACCAUCCGCACCUGCAUGCUGAAGCCGGAGACCCCGUUCAUGACGUUCUACAGGGACGUGAAGGUCUGGUGGCUGUUUGGCUUUUAUUUCUGCGUGCCGCUGAUCUGUACGGUCGUCUUCUACACGCUGAUGACCUGCGAGAUGCUGAGCAACAGGAAGGGCAGUCUGAAGUUUUCACUGAGCGAACACCUCAAACAGAGGCGUGAAGUGGCUAAAGCUGUGUUCUCUCUGGUGCUGAUCUUCGCUCUCUGCUGGUUUCCGCUGCAUCUGAGUCGCAUCCUGAAGAAGAUGGUUUAUUUUCAGAACGACGUCGGACGCUGCGACCUGCUGAAUUUCUUGUUAGUGUUUGAUUACCUGAGUAUAAAUCUGGCCACCAUCAACUCCUGCAUCAAUCCCAUAAUCCUCUACUUCGUCAGCAAGAAGUUCAAGAACUGCUUCAGGUCGUGUUUGUGUUGCUGGUGUUAUCCGGGCGGCUCGUUGUUAAGCAGUGUCGUGCCCCUGAACGGGACCAGUUUCCAGUACAAGAACCCUGAUCAGAACGGCUUAUCAGACCGGACCGCACUGCGCAAGGACAGCUACAACUGACCUCACACACACACACACACACACACACUCGCUGAACCAGAUCACGGUGUACUGUGGGUAGACAGACACAUUAUUUCAAGUAACCCUAACUAAAGUCAUCCAGUGUGAGGAUGAAAUAUGAACAUAUAUAUUUAUAUAAAUAAUGCUAAAUGUGCCUACUAUUAUGACAAAAAAAAGUGCAUAUUUUUAGAUUUUGUACACUGUAAAAAUAUUUUCAUUGUUUUCUUUUGUCAAUCAAUUUAGAUUCACUAAUGUUGAUAUUUUAACAUGAUAUUUUGGUGAUUUGUAGAUUCCAUUUAAUAGAUUCCACUUUCAAUAAAACAUUUGAAAUUGUUUUGUAAAAGUGUUUUUAUGUGAGUUUUCAUUGUAUCUACACUGUUCUGACCAGCAGGGGUCGCCAGCGUGUGCCGUUUUGAAUUGAUUCUGAGUUUCAAAAAGCGUUCAAAAUCCCCCCCGCAUUUAAUAAAGCAAACGACAUAUCGGAAUGUAUAUGAUAAACGAAAUGUUAUCGUCUAUUGGUGUGGAGGCUAAAAAAAGUUAUCUUUGCUGUUUACGUUCUUGGCGUGAACGAGCCUUUAUACUUCCCUGCUACGUCAAUGCUCCGCCCCCUCUCCAAAACCCCGCCCUUCAAAGCCAUCUCAGCCAAACCUGAAAACUCAAACCGACUG